Messenger RNA from Seriola aureovittata, 3251 nucleotides. RefSeq names its product nucleosome assembly protein 1-like 1 (gene nap1l1). The transcript is spliced from 16 exons. Gene Ontology annotation, molecular function: chromatin binding; histone binding. Lineage: Eukaryota; Metazoa; Chordata; Actinopteri; Carangiformes; Carangidae. The record is from RefSeq and is a predicted model, not a curated record. The coding region runs from base 158 to 1321 and encodes 387 amino acids. Gene Ontology annotation, biological process: nucleosome assembly. Gene Ontology annotation, cellular component: chromatin; nucleus.
GUCGGAUGUAUAUGAGCGCAGGCGGCGGGAUCUCUCUCCCUUUUACCGCCAUCGGAGCGGAGUCUCUUUCUUCCACGGGACCGCUUCACUGCGCAGCGCUGCCUAACCUGUCCAGCCUCCGGCCAGAGAGCGAAGCAUCACUUAAGACUCAGCUAAAAUGGCAGACAUCGACAACAAAGACCAGGCUGAGAUGGACCCGGCAGAUAUGGAGGAUGUGGAGGAAGUGGAAGAGGAGGAGACCGGAGAAGAUGAAAACAGCAAAGCUCGUCAGCUGACUGUGCAGAUGAUGCAGAAUCCACAGAUCCUGGCUGCGCUGCAGGAGAGGCUGGACGGUCUGAACGGCUCGCCGUCAGGGUACAUGGAGAGUUUACCAAAGGUUGUAAAGAGACGUGUAAACGCCUUGAAGAACCUACAGGUCAAAUGUGCCCACAUUGAGGCCAAGUUCUAUGAAGAAGUACAUGAACUGGAGAGAAAGUAUGCAGCCCUCUACCAGCCCCUCUUUGACAAAAGAAGCGACAUAGUGAAAGCAGCCUAUGAGCCCACAGAUGAGGAAUGUGAAUGGAAGGCAGAUGAGGAGGAAGAGCUGACAGUAAGUAAGCAGGACGAAAUGAAGGAGAAGGCCAAGUUAGAGGAGGAGAAGAAGGACGAGGAGAAGGAAGACCCCAAAGGCAUCCCUGAGUUCUGGUUAACGGUUUUCAAAAACGUGGACCUGCUCAGCGACAUGCUGCAGGAACAUGAUGAACCCAUCCUUAAACAUUUACAAGAUAUUAAAGUAAAAUUCUCAGAUCCAGGACAGCCCAUGAGCUUCACGUUAGAGUUCCACUUCGAGCCCAAUGACUUCUUCACAAACACAGUGUUGAUGAAAACCUACAAGAUGAGGUCAGAGCCCGACGAGAGCGACCCCUUCUCUUUCGACGGACCAGAGAUCAUGUGCUGCACAGGUUGCACGAUUGACUGGACAAAGGGCAAGAACGUCACGUUGAAAACGAUUAAGAAGAAACAGAAGCACAAGGGCCGCGGCACGGUCAGGACGGUCACCAAAACGGUUCCCAACGACUCCUUCUUCAACUUCUUCACCCCACCAGAGGUCCCAGAGAAUGGAGAGUUGGACGAGGACUCAGAGGCAGUUCUGGCUGCUGACUUUGAAAUCGGCCACUUCAUCCGUGAGCGUAUCGUACCUCGGGCCGUGCUCUACUUCACAGGAGAGGCCAUAGAGGAUGAUGAUGACGACUACGAUGAAGAGGGAGAGGAGGCGGACGAUGAGGAAGGUGAGGAGGAGGCUGACGAGGAGAACGACCCCGACUAUGAUCCCAAGGUUUAAGUGGUGACAGUAGAAAAAUAACCCUAUCCUGAAGGAUGCAGCCCCCCCAGCUGAGUGCAAGCAGCAGUGAAGCCUGGCCUGGCUGCCUUGAGGAUCAACUGCACUGUAACAGCUUCUCAAAUUUAAAAAACAGAAGAAAAAAAAAGAUUAAAAAAAAAAAAAAUAGUUACUUACCGCCUUAUAAUGUUUUGUAUUUUUCUUGGUAGAGAAUUUGAAGAAAAAAAGGUUUCAAGAUUUUUGUUACAAAAACUCAUGGUAAUAUACUGGGAGCUGUGAGGCUCAAUAUACAUAGUAUUUUACUAGACCUGUUUUUUCCUUCUCUUCCUCCUUCUCUGUAAAAUAGAUAGAAUACAGGAAAAAAUCUCCCUCAAAAAGCAUGAACUUGUUUCUUCACUGCUAAACUAGUUUGGGUUCUUGUGAAGUCUUUUGUUGUAUUUGCUCUUAGACAACAGCUGUGGUUUAGACUGCAUCACGGCAACGUCAGUUUAUAAAUAACACCCCCCACCCUCCCCUUCCUCCUCUUUCUCCUACCAAAGUUCCAGGUUGGUAAGUUCUGGUUGUCCCAGGUGAAUCUUUUUUUUAUUCUUAGCGGGGCCUUUAGCACUUGUUAAAAGCACUGUAGCAUUUCCAGCUCAUAGAGAUGGGAGGACAGAUGGGUGACCGGCAGCUGGGUGUCCAUUCCAGUUUAUCUAAUCUUGCUGAGCAUGAGUUCUGGAGUUGGUGUUUCUGGCCACUUCCUGUGCCAUUUGUGCUCGACUACUUUCCACUCUUGAUACAUUCCAGUAAGCAGACUGGCUGGCACCAUCGGUGUACCUCUCUUGAAAGGAGUCCACCUCUCUCUAACUGGACGGACUCUUUCUAAAUUGAACAAAAAAUUAAGUUUGUUGAAGUUGGACUUCUUCGUCACGUAAUCGGUCGCUCCCAGCGCUUGGUGCAGCCUGGUCGAGUCUCUUGAACAUUCCAGAGAAUCCUUUUUAGAUGAGGAAGAGCAGGAGACAGGUGGACAGGAUGGCCAGUUCUGGGGCCUCCUUAGGGCCCAGUAAUCCAGUGCUUCAGGCUCCUUGUAGGCUCGCAGUGGCAUGGCUGUCAUUUCUAUAGCACUUUGUACUAGUGUGUGGUGUACCAGUGGUGUCCGUUCAUCGGUAAUCUGUCUGAGUAUUCCUUGUGAGCAGCACUUUGACGCACCCCCGGGAUGGUGCUGUCAUCCUGCUCUGUGGACGGUUCAACUUGUGCUAUCUGGUGUUAAAGUGCGUUACCUUUCUUACCGGGGGGAGGGAGGCACACUUCAGAGAGGAACAGGGUUGGGCAGAUGUAGCACAGGGAUGACGAUGAAAGGCCAAACCAGGUUUUGACAUGUAGAAGUAUCGAUGUGUCGGGUUCACCAAAACCCCCUUUUUCUCUUCAGUUCAUGAUAUUUACCUCUUGUGUCGCCAAUUUGUGACUGGUCAGGUGACUCUCGUGGACCUCGGCCCCUGAGGUCUCCGUUCAUUUUUAUCACUGUGAAAGAAAGAGGGGAAGCGUGAUUAGGCCAUUGUGUGGCCAAUGACCCACUGCCCUCCCCAACCCCAAACCCUCCUUCCUUUGUUACCCAGAAGGCCACAGAGAAGCAUGUCAGAGCAAUAUUCAAAGCCAGGAGGGGGACCAAGACGAAACGUAGCCUGCCUCCUUCCCAGUCCAUUCUUAAUGCCUUUUUAGUUGUGAAAACAGCCAAGUGUUGGUUGUGUUGGGCAGCAUCAGUGUCCGCUGUGGAGAGCCAGGGUACUUCUCAUUCUGCAGGGAGUAUUCAAAUCAUGUUCAUUGGGAAAGGACGUGACAGGGUUCUGUAGGGUCCUUCUGAGCAGCUGUUGUCAAGGCAAAAUGCUAUGCUACAAAAAUACUAAUGUACUCAAUAACUGUACGUGUAUGUUCAUGAAUAAAUUGGUUAAACAUG